Plasmodium yoelii is the source of this 942-nucleotide messenger RNA. RefSeq names its product PIR protein. Lineage: Eukaryota; Apicomplexa; Aconoidasida; Haemosporida; Plasmodiidae. The record is from RefSeq and is a predicted model, not a curated record. Bases 1 to 942 code for a protein of 313 amino acids. The transcript is spliced from 3 exons.
AUGGAUCAUAUCCUGUGUAUGAGGUUUAGUACAUUAAGGGGAUCUUAUCCCGAUGAAUUAGACAAAUCUAAAACAACCAAUUUUUAUGCUUUAGGGAGUAUUAGGGAUUACUGCCCUAAUGAAGAUUCAGGAGGCCAAAAAGAAUGUAAGACUGAGCUUGAUAAAAUAAAUGCUGCAUGCGUAUGGUUAUUUAAUCAAAUUAUUUCUAAUAAAAUUAAUAGUUUAAAUAAAGAAAAGGUUAAAAUUAUUGUUAUAUACAUUAUGAUAUGGUUAAGUUAUAAACUAAAUAAAAAUCCAGAUGUAGAAAUUACCACGUUAAAUGAUUUUUAUACUAAAUAUAUAAAAAAUCAUACGGAUUCUACUAAUUGUAAAAAGACUGGUAUAGAUUGUAGUAAUACAUUAAAAAAUAAAACGGGUUAUAAGAAUUUUAAGGAGUUCAUAGAAGAAAACGAAUAUUUUAUGAGUAUGGAUAUGAACAGUAUAUCUAAUUUUUAUGAUGCAUUUAAAUCAUUAUGUACCAUGCAUACUGAAUUUGAUGCAAACAAUCCAGAUUGCAAAAAUUAUAUAGAAAAAGCUCAAGAAUUUGUUAAAAAAUAUGAAAAACUUAAUGGAGAUUCUAAUAAUAUUAAAGAUAGUUUAUAUAGUCAAAUAUUGUCUACAUUAUCAAAUGAUUAUGAUAAUUUUAAAAAGGAUUGUAAUGGUGCUAAUUGUACGGAUAUUCCAUCGCUUCCCCCGAUAAAAACAAAAGAAAAUGGUGCAAAAAAUCCUGAACAUAUUUCUGAAGUUACAUCAUCAAGUUCGUCGAUAGCAAACAAAUUAAUUCCAGUUUUAUCGAUAUUUGGUGCCAUAGCAUUUUUUUUAGGAAUUUCUUAUAAGCAUUCGUUAUUUGGAUUUCGGAAACGAUCUCAAAAACAACAUAUAAGAGAAAAGCUAAAAAAAUAA